AUGGAGGCUUUCAUUUUCCUCCCCUUCAUGUUCUUGGCCAUGUUCUCAGUAUCUUCAACCCAGCCUUUGAAGACAAGUGUUUUUAAAGUAGGAGACAGUCCAGAACCUGCACUUAUUCUAGAGAGAGAAAAUGAAGCUAAUCAGCAAGGAGGACAAAAAGAACCUAAAAGGGAAACAAGAAGCAACACCCAAGGAAAACCAGGGCCACUCAUUCUGCAAGGACAACCAGGGUAUUCUAUUCAGCCAGGAAAACCAGAAAAUUUUAAACAGAAAGGGAGGCCAGGAGUUUUCAAUCAGCCUGGGAGUCUGCAAGGGAAUUCAGGACAAUCUAACCAAAAAGGGAAUCCAGAAGCUUCUAAUGAGCAAGGAAAACCAGGAUCUGUUAGCCAGCAAGGGAAGCCAGGGUCAUCUAGCCAGCAAGGGAAGCCAGGGUCAUCUAGCCAGCAAGGAGAGUCAGGGUCAUCUAGCCAGCAAGGGAAGCCAGGGUCAUCUAGCCAGCAAGGGAAGCCAGGGUCAUCUAGCCAGCAAGGGAAGCCAGGGUCAUCUAGCCAGCAAGGAGAGUCAGGGUCAUCCAGCCAGCAAGGGAAGCCAGGGUCAUCCAGCCAGCAAGGGAAGCCAGGGUCAUCCAGCCAGCAAGGAGAGUCAGGGUCAUCUAGCCAGCAAGGGAAGCCAGGGUCAUCCAGCCAGCAAGGAGAGUCAGGGUCAUCCAGCCAGCAAGGGAAGCCAGGGUCAUCCAGCCAGCAAGGGAAGCCAGGGUCAUCUAGCCAGCAAGGGAAGCCAGGGUCAUCUAGCCAGCAAGGAGAGUCAGGGUCAUCCAGCCAGCAAGGGAAGCCAGGGUCAUCCAGCCAGCAAGGGAAGCCAGGGUCAUCCAGCCAGCAAGGAGAGUCAGGAUCAUCUAGCCAGCAAGGGAAGCCAGGGUCAUCCAGCCAGCAAGGGAAGCCAGGGUCAUCCAGCCAGCAAGGGAAGCCAGGGUCAUCUAGCCAAAAAGGAAAGACAGGAUUGUCUAGGCAACAGAGAAAAUCAAAGUCUUUUUAUAAUCAAGAAGAAAGAAAAACUGGAGUCAACCCUUUGAAUGACAAUACAAUGGAGAUUCAGACUGGCCGUACUAGCAACAAGAACCCAACUGGAAAAACAAAAUGUCAAUCUAAAUAUGAACCAGUCUGUGGUUCUGAUGGAAAAACUUAUGGCAACCGCUGUGCAUUCAAUGAAGCAAAAAGACCACAGCAGAAAGUACUUCGGAGCCCACAAAGGCCUCUGGACCCCACAAAGGCCUCUGGACACAGACGCCCCGCCCACCUAAGAGCCAGGACUCAGCUCUAUUUAUCAGUGCGCAGGAGCAGUCCCAGAAUCCCCUGGGCCCUGGCCCUGCCCUCCAGGAAGCCGGCCCAUGCCUCUGGGGCAGCCUCACCCUCUAGGGGGCAGACACCACCACCACAGUCCCAUAGCCUGCGGACCGGCCUGCCCACAGAAAGUCAGACCCUGCCCUGGAACCAGCUGGGCCCUGGUCCUGCCCGACUGCAGUUCAACACAAGCUUCAGGAUACCCCAGACCCCAAGUCCAGCUGUGUCAGGAACCAGCCCGGCACUGACACUGGCUCUGGGACCCCUGGGUCCUGCAACCAGACUCUAG
This is a messenger RNA of Dama dama (fallow deer), 1629 nucleotides long. RefSeq names its product MARCO like (gene MARCOL). The transcript has 4 exons. The record is from RefSeq and is a predicted model, not a curated record. NCBI's taxonomy places the organism in Eukaryota, Metazoa, Chordata, Mammalia, Artiodactyla, Cervidae. Gene Ontology annotation, molecular function: protein binding. The coding region runs from base 1 to 1629 and encodes 542 amino acids.